AUGGCCAGGCGGAUGUGGCUGUCACUCUACAUGCUGUCAGCUUCCAAGUGCCGUUGGGCUGGCCACCAUGGGACGCGUGAUGCUGAACAAGGGAAUGAGGUGGUCCAGUUCAAUUCCAGUUCACCCCAAUGGUCCUUGGCCAUUUCUCACCCAGCAUUCGGGAUGUCCCAAGCUGCUGUGCUGAAGGGUGAUGAACUGGAGUCAGCUGAGAUUGAGAGUGUGGUUCCAGCAGCUGAAGCUCAAACCUCCAGUGCUGGGCUGGAAGAGCUGUUGGGACAAGGUCCAGGCGCCGGCCCUGAUCGCUUGCUGACUCCAGACCUGUUUGUGGACUGCCUAGACCUUGCCUCUUGCCUCGACCCCUUUGUUGCUGAGGACUCCACUUGGCUGGACUUUGACUUUGGACCGGCCUUGGUGUUGCUGCCGCGUUCCCAUGAUAGCAGCGGUGGCAUUUGUUACCUGCCUGUCACUGGUCCAACAGAGGAGCCUGCCAGGAAGGCCACCCGGCCCGAACGCUCCGGAACAGAUUUGCCUCCUUCCCAGAGUAACAACCCUGUAGCUGCGCACGAGACGGUUUUUUCCUGGAUUGAGAACGAGAAGCCAGAACGACGCGGGCUGUCACAAAACCGUGCUCCUGAUUUAAAAGCUUCUCAGGGCCACUGGAGAAUCCAAGCACUCCCUGCACCUGAAGAGCAUCUCAAAACUCAAGGAGAAGUACCUGAGGCAUCUCUUCCAAAAAUGGAACCAGACCCCAUGACCCUUGUUUUUAGUGCAUCUCAGAAUGCAGUCUCAGAGUAUGAAGAACAGAACGGCCAGCAAGCAGGUUCACGAGGAGAGACGAGGUUUGAGGACACAGAUGAUGAAUAUUUUGAUUUGGGGCACCGUGAUCAGAAGGCUGGAAAUGGAUGGAGACUGAUGGAACCUCCUGAAGAUGGGUCCAGGUGGGAAUCAAAGUCUAUCAACGGGAGGAAGGACCUCUGGGCGCUGCCCCCAGACAGAGAGUCCAAGCUGGAAGUGGUCAAAUCGGGCUCACUCUACAACAUCCGGGCUUACACAGGAGAGAAGAAGAAGCCCUCCAGGCUUUACGAUGAAGACGAAGAGGAAAUGAGGUACAAGAUCCCCCCAGAGGACGUCUCAUCUGAGAAAGCCAAGGAACUCAAAAAAGAACGGCAGGAGAUUAUCCGAGGCCAAGUGGUAAGGAAGAGCACGACGGUGGUAGAAAGGUGGAGCUCCGUGAACGAGCUGGAAGCCACCACUGCAGCCUCGCCAGGCAAAGACUUUGCAGAGGGCAGAAGGAGUUACUCCACCGGGUUCGCCAUCUGUUUCGAUGGGCCUUCCUCCAGCUGGGUCAGCACCCCUGUCAACCCCCAAAACAUAGACACAGAGCAGAUCAAUUUUGCUGCUGCCCGACAGCAGUUCCUGGAGCUGGAACAGACGAACCCAAAAGUGCUUCUGGGGGUGAGGAAACCGACGACGGUGACCACUCCAAGGUCGCAGAUAGCGCAAAACAUUCAUGGGAGGGAGGAACAUGCAGGCCCUGGUGAUUCUGAAUAUGACUGCCAGAGAAGACCACGUGUGUCUCACGAGUUGGCAGACCUCCUUAUCUCCCAAGGGACAGAACCCACGUCUUCUGGUCAAGCCGCCAUUUGCCAAAACUCAACUGGAGACGUUCUGUAUUCCAAUCAGGUGGAAACGCCUCAUGAUUUAAGUGCCAUGACUCCUGUAGGAAAAGUCUCCACGAAGAAGGCAGGAGAACACUUGGAUUGGGUGGCUAGUGGCCAAGACCCUGCCAAAGAGCCGGGGGCCAGCGAUGAGACGCCCAUUGAGCGUGAAAUCCGGUUGUCCAUGGAGAGGGAGAAGGACCAUUGGAAAGAGCGGGGGAUCCAAAGAGUGAGCAGCAGAGACGAGCUUGUGGAGAUCCGAUCCAAGUCUCUCCUGUCAUCUGCCAUCGCUUGGCCGGCUUCCUCCAGGAAAGGGAAAGAUAAACCUCGUGUUUCCUUUUAUGUUCAGAGGGAGAUUGAGCAGGAAACUAAGCGUGAGGCUGACCUCCAAAAGGAAGGGAGGCUUUUGGGAAUGUACGACAAGGGGGUCCAUCAGGAGCUUGCAGAACGGCGGAAAGUUUUCGAGCGCGAUGAGGCGGCCCCAAUGAUUUCUCCUCACAAGGCGAGGAAAGAGGGACAGCUCCGGGAGGUCUCCGACAGCAAAUCUGCACAGGCCCAUUGCAGCUUUGCCACAGACACUGAGACUGGGAAAACAAUCGCCGACCCGGGCAUGACCUGGACCUCAGAGGCCUACCGGUUGUCUUCACCUAAUCCCAACACUGGCAAAAGAAGACCAGAGAAUGAACUGACCCUUCUCAAUCACAGCUUCUCCAAUCCCAACCAGCAGAUGGAUUCCCCAAGACCAAGACUCUCUGGCAGCCAGGGUCCAGAAAGCCCAGGAGAGGAGCCUGUGCUGCUACGAGGGGAACAUUUCGCCAUCCCGGUCCAGAAGCUCAGGUUCUCUGCUCCUGAUGACCAGGGACUGCAGAUUGCCAGGAAGAAAGAGGACCAACCGGAGCGCUCCGUUUCCCGGGACGAGCUGUACACCUUGAAGACAUGGAGACCCCGGACGUCGGCCCUGAUUGACCAGGAGAUCCAGGACGCAUUGCAAAGGGAAGUGGAGCUUCAAGAGCAGCGGCGGAAGGCCAGGUUGACCACAGAGAGGGAGCCACACUCUCGGUCCUCCUCUCAAAGCUCAGCUGCUUCAGGGAUUGCUGACAGGUACUCCGUAACCGCCUUGUCCAUCCUUGUUCCUGAUUCCCCUGCGAGGUUGUCUCCACAGCAAGUCUACCUGGGGAUUUUGCCCUCAGAACCAGACCUGACAAUGCCCCACCAGAGUGUGGCGCAGCCCUCCGUGGAAGAGAAGAAAAGGAGGGCGAGAGAGGAAGGGAAGUACGCUGGCAUUGAACUCAGCGAUGAAAUCGACACAGAGGUUGUGAAAUCCACCAAAGUGAUCCGCCAGAGGGGCGUCUUGGCUGAGCUUUGGGAGACGGGACAAAUCCGCAGGAUCAGGGAUGAUGGAGACUGAUCCUGCCAGCGUUGCUCAGUCCUGGGGAGGAACCCGGUUCCCCAAAACGCCUCAGAGUUGCAGUGUCCAGUCUGUGGGACUUCCUUUUGUUUUCCUGUUUUCUUUUAUUAUUAUUAUUAUUAUUAUUAUUGAUUCAGUAUGCUUCCAGAGUUUCCAGAAGUCGGAUCAGGGGAGUUGACUCUGUGGGUUGUAUUCAACUGACUCUUCUGAGAGCAGGCCCGUUUAAAUGAAUGGACGUAAGCAAAGUCAUGGUCACUAAUUUCAACGGGUCUACUCUGCGUAAAAGUAUAAAAAGUUUUAUACUGCUUUUCCAUAGGCUGGCUGUUUUGCUAAAUACAACCCUGUAUUUGUAGGGCUGCGGGAGGGCUGUUCUCUCUUUGAAAGGGUCUCCGGUCCAAGUCUGGUUUAAAUAUAAAUAACGGUAAGAAGCUAGAUCGGGGAAGGGUCUUGGACAGAGGCGACUGGUGCCCAUUUAGGACUGGUGGGGCGGAAAACAAGGAGCCCAACAGUAGGAGGAGCCAGAGUCAAUGAGAGGCGGAGCCAACAAAUUCUAGUUUUCUUCCACCAUCCUCCUCCCUGUUGAAUUUUACAAGUGCAGCACUGAGACAAAGGAGGAGGAAACUGACAGGCAGUUGUACACACACACACCCCGGCUGGAUGGCAGGUGUGGACUGGCUACGGUCCGACUGCGGUUGGUGGAGGAGUGCCCCAUUCUCCCUACCAGCUUUGAAGCUGCCUGUCAACAGUUAUGGGCAGCGGACUGGUCGCAGUCUUUAUGCGUUUAUGUUUAGAUCCCGGCAAUAACUUCUAAAUUUCCAUCUAUACAUGGACAUUAGUGCAUGCAACUGUUAUGCAAAUCUCAUUCUUUUUUGCCCACUACUUUUGGUGCUGCUUUGCCUCUUGUUUGGGGGGGGGGGACACACUUAGGGACGGCCACCCGCCUUUUCUGCCAUUGUAUUGGUCCUGUACCUUUGACAUUAUCUGAAGGGCAUUUUCUUGUCUAUUUUUGGUAGGCCACCCUGGUACAUUUUGUUGCAGGGGACAAAAGAAAUCCAAGAACAAAAUAAUAAAACACCAGAGUGUAACCACGCGAGCAGUGUGGCUAAAAUGUGGGAGGGGGCAAAGUGGGUGUGAGAUGCUGCAUGGAGAAGCAGAAACAAAUUUGUAUUUCUCAGAGAGGCUUUCAGAAGAGCCUGGCGGGGGAGAAACCGGCUUCUUUCUUUCUUUCUGCAAAGUAAUGGGAUUGUUUUGUGUAAAUAAAACAUUCAUUUCUUCAUGGAGCGGAAGAAUGCAAAGAAUCCAAAGCUGUUAAGAGACAAACCAGUUAGUGAAGCAGAGGCCGGAGUAAGGGACGAUUAGAAGCAAGACCCAUCCAUUGUGGUUAUCAGGCCUUUCUUCUGUCUGGAAUUCAUUUCUCUGUAUUUGUGCAGCAAUUUGCGAUUUUUUAGUCCUUGUGAAAAUUCCCCAGCGUUUUAGUGAGAAUUUCUCCUAAUAAACACAUUUUU
This is a messenger RNA of Rhineura floridana, 4571 nucleotides long. It is a transcript of the gene MISP, whose product is annotated as mitotic spindle positioning. Bases 1 to 3066 code for a protein of 1021 amino acids. NCBI's taxonomy places the organism in Eukaryota, Metazoa, Chordata, Lepidosauria, Squamata, Rhineuridae. The transcript is spliced from 9 exons. The record is from RefSeq and is a predicted model, not a curated record.